GAAGGGUUUCUUAAGACUGUGGUUGAAGAAAAUGAGGCCUAUCUUUUGCGGAAACUUGGAGUUUGACUCGCGCCAGACUGAGGUUGAGCGGCUCUUUAGAAGAUAUGGCAAGGUUGAGAGGGUUGAUCUAAAGUCUGGAUUUCCUGGAAUGUCCAUGCUCUUCUUGGAUGGAUGUGGUUCUCCGCAUUUCUUUUUUAGAUGUGACCAGGCUUCAUCUUGUUGUAUUUUUCCAGAAGAAUUAAUCUGAUCUGCCUUAGCCCUGCCAUCCGACAUUCCAUCAGACACCAUUGCUUUUUCAUUCCUCAUGACUUUUGCUCAGUGUUCAAUUUCAGACAUGUAUCACCAGUUACAUAGUAGCAUCAUGACAUUGCAGCCAUUGCAGGGUUUGCUUUUGUUUAUAUGGAAGAUGAGAAAGAUGCUGAGUAUGCUAUUAGAAGACUUGACAGAACAGAAUUUGGUAGAAAGGGACGUCGACUGCGUGUGGAAUGGACUAAGCAGGAACGUGGGGUCAAGAGAUCUGGUGAUUCAAAACCUUCAGCCAACACUAAGCCAUCAAAAACCCUAUUUGUAAUUAAUUUUGAUCCAGUUCAUACAAGAACAAGAGAUUUGGAGGACCACUUUGAGCAAUAUGGAAAAAUAUUGAACAUAAGGAUAAGAAGGAACUUCGCAUUUAUUCAGUUUGAAUCACAAGAAGAUGCUACCAGGGCAUUGGAUGCAACAAACCUGAGCAAGUUUAUGGAUAGGGUGAUUUCUGUUGAGUAUGCCAUUCGUGAUGAUGAUGAUAGGAGAAAUGGCUACAGUCCUGAUAGAAAAGGUCGUGAUGCAUCUCCUGAAAGAAGCUAUGGUCGUGGGAGGUCUCGUAGUCCAUAUCGUAGAGAUAGGGAAAGUCCCGACUAUGGCCGUGGAUCUCAUGGUUCCAGACCUGAUUCAAGAAGAAGUCCUGGUUAUGAUAGAGGAAGAAGUCCUGGUUAUGAUAGAGGGAGAAGUCCUGGUUACGAUAGGGGGAGAAGUCCAGUUAAUGACAGAUACAACAGGUAUAACAAGGUUCUGCAUUUGUGUAGUUUUAGAGGUUUACUUUUUCCAUUUGUUGUUAUAUCCUUCUGUUUGGUUCUUUCCUGAAAAUUUCAACAAAAUAAUACAACUGAGAACUGUAGACAUAUUAAUGAAAACUGUAAUUAUAGAAAAGAUUCUGAACU
Molecule: messenger RNA, 1196 nt
Organism: Cannabis sativa
Lineage: Eukaryota; Viridiplantae; Streptophyta; Magnoliopsida; Rosales; Cannabaceae
Product: serine/arginine-rich splicing factor RS41
Exons: 5
Coding region: 400-1119 (239 amino acids)
Biological process (GO): mRNA splicing, via spliceosome
Cellular component (GO): nuclear speck
Molecular function (GO): RNA binding
Source: RefSeq, a predicted model, not a curated record